AUGAAUAAACAUCAGGCGGAGGAUGGAUCUAACCUCAACAAGGAUCUGACGGCAUACAACUGUGUGAUUUGUACCCGUCCGGAUUACGACGAGAGCAACAUGGUGUUCUGCGAGGGCUGCAGGGAAUGGCUACACUUCGGUUGCGCCGACGUAGGAGCAGAGGUCAAACACGACGACGAUUGGCGAUGCUUUUCGUACCAGGAUAAGGAUCCGGAAGAUGAUCCGGCAUGUGAUGCGAUUUCCGUUGACGACACCAUUAAUGGAGCUGCGAAGGAAAACGCUGGUAAGUCUCAAACCAUCUCCGACGGCGAAGAGGUUGCUAUAGGCUUAUAGGAGGUUGCAAUAUAGAAGAUGAAGGACGAUAAAGAGCGUCUGAAGAGAAGGAUGGAGCAGAGGCUAAGGUUGGCUAAGGCCCAAAUGGAGCUCGAAAACGAGAAGAUGGAGAUGGAAUGGGCACUAGAGAAGCAGAUUAUGGAAAUGAAGAUCGCUUCCAAACAGGCUUUCCAGAAGAAGAAGGAUUUGGAGAAGAAAAAGCUGAAGGAUCAGCUGAAGAAACUCGAUGACGGAGAAACGCAAACGGAAAAGGAGAUUCAGGAAUUGGAGCGGCGAAAAGAGGAAGCAAAAGGAAAGGGAACGAAAACGAUGAAGAUCCAAUAUACAUCGAAAAGACCAGUGAGUUCCACUCCGAUAGCUAAUCCAGAAGCAAGCACGUCUGCGACUGGAGCGAAGAAGAAGACCGUCGAACGGAAGCAGUUAACGACCACGAUGGUGAAGAAGAAUUCCUGUGCAAGUGUGACCAGAGGACGAAGAGGAGAAACCGAAAGUGACGAAGAGAGUUAA
Armigeres subalbatus is the source of this 840-nucleotide messenger RNA. RefSeq lists its product as uncharacterized. The record is from RefSeq and is a predicted model, not a curated record. NCBI's taxonomy places the organism in Eukaryota, Metazoa, Arthropoda, Insecta, Diptera, Culicidae.